CCAAGCACCACUCCCAUGGAAAGAGAAGGGGAAAGGAGAGAGAGAGAGAGAGGAGAGCAACAUGCAGGGACAAAAUGGUCAUUGCCCGCUCGAUGCGCCCGUUGUGGGUCGUGAAUCGUAAUCAGUGGGCGAGGACGAGGGACGAUCACCACUUGGAAGCUCGGAGCAGAGGCGCGCUUCCAUUUUUCCAAGAGUCGUAGAGCAGAAGCGAGAGAACGCUUCUUCCUCUCGGCGAAUUCAUCCAUUGUCUUUUUCAGAAAAUCCCAAGCGGGCGUUCCUCUUAGUUGUAAUCGCCACCUUCGUCCUCCAUAAAGCCGCCACCUUCGGCUUCCUCUGUUUCGUCUUCUUCUUCUUCAUGCGCUCGCGAGUGCUUUCUUUCUUCUUUUUCUCUUCUUGAACACCAUCUCCAGCUUCUUGGAGUCAGCACUACCGGGAGAGGAACAAGAUGGGGUUCUUGAGUACCAUCUUUGGAAUUCUUGGAUUUGCGAUCGGCCUCCCUCUUGGCCUCGUCGUGGGGUUUUAUCUCUUUGUUUAUUCUCAGCCUAAGGAUGUCAAGGAACCGGUUAUUAAGCCCCUGCACGAGUUGGAUACACGUGCCUUGCAGGAGAUAUUACCGGAGAUUCCUCUAUGGAUCAAGAGUCCGGACUAUGAUAGGGUCGACUGGUUGAACAAGUUCGUGUUGGACAUGUGGCCGUACCUUGAUAAGGCAAUUUGUUGCAAUAUAAGAAGCACGGCGGAACCUAUGUUUGCGGAGUACAUUGGAAAGUACAAAAUUGAAGCUAUUGAGUUUGAGAAGUUAAGUCUUGGAACUCUUCCGCCCACAGUUCACGGAAUGAAAGUUUAUGAGACUAACGAGAAAGAACUAGUGAUGGAACCAGUCAUUAGGUGGGCAGGCAAUCCCAACAUAAUCUUGUGCUUGAGAGUUUUGUCUCUGCAUAUCAAAAUCCAGUUGGUUGAUUUGCAAAUAUUUAUGGCUCCGAGGAUCAAACUGAAGCCCCUAGUCCCUACUUUCCCUUGUUUCGCAAAUAUCGUGAUAUCAUUGAUGGAGAAGCCACACGUGGAUUUUGGAAUGAAAUUUUUAGGAGGGGACAUUAUGUCGAUUCCUGGCUUGUACAGAUUUGUUCAGGAGACGAUCAAGAAACAGAUUGCGAAUAUGUAUCUCUGGCCCCAUACAUUUGAAAUACCGAUUCUUGAUUCUUCGACAGUGGCUGCAACACAACCAGUAGGAAUACUGCACGUGAAGGUUGUCCGCGCUACAAAGCUCUUGAAAAUGGACUUUUUGGGGGCGUCAGACCCAUAUGUCAAACUCAAACUGAGCGGAGACACACUUCCAGCGAAGAAGACCACCAUCAUAAGGAAGAACUUGAAUCCCGUAUGGAACGAGAACUUCAAGCUUAUCGUGAAGGAUCCAGAGUCUCAGAUUUUGCAUUUCCAAGUCUAUGACUGGGACAAGGUAGGUGCGCACGACAGACUGGGGAUGCAACUAGUUCCUCUGAACUUGCUUAAGCCCCAAGAGAAAAAGGAGUUUGUUCUUGACUUGUUGAAGCACACAGAUAUUAGUGAUCACCAGGAUAAGAAAAGAAGAGGCCAGCUGGUGGUGGAACUAACCUUUGUUCCUUUCAAGGAAGAAGGUGGAAGCUUUGAUGGACUUCCCAAUGGCUACGGAAGAAUCGAAAGUGGAGUUAAUAAAGGGUCCAAUGACAACGCUCUAAGUGGAGCGGGCUUACUUUCGGUUAUUGUUCAAGGAGCCGAGGACGUAGAAGGGGAGAGGCACAAUAAUCCUUACGCGUUAGUGAUUUUCAGAGGAGAGAAGAAAAAAACAAAGAUGCUGAGGAAGACUCGCAAUCCUCUCUGGAAUGAAGAAUUCCAAUUCAUGCUCGAUGAGCCUCCUUUGCAGGAGAAGAUCCACAUCGCAGUAAUGAGCAAGCGAACUGGCAUUAGCUUCUGGUCGAAGGAAUCUCUAGGCCACGUGCAAAUCAAUCUCAACGAUGUCGUGCACAACGGACGGAUCAAUGAGAAAUAUCACUUGAUCGAUUCGAGGAACGGGGUGAUACAUGUCGAGAUACGGUGGACAACAGUGUAAUUGACUGCUGUAUACAAUGCAGAACUGCUGAUUACCAUGAGUACACGCGGGUUUUUCCCCUUUUUUUUUUUUUGGCAUCUAGGAUAUACAGGCUUAGGCAAUGGAAGAAAAAAAUAACUCUGUUAGGUCAAAAGUUUUGAGCCAUCUUACCCUGUAAAUAAUACAAAUUGGGUCCCCUCUUAAUCGAAAUUUUGAGCAAUGUCGAUUAAUUGUUCCAAUGAGAUUGCCGCAGAUUCUGAA
This is a messenger RNA of Rhodamnia argentea, 2323 nucleotides long. Its product is annotated as synaptotagmin-3. Lineage: Eukaryota; Viridiplantae; Streptophyta; Magnoliopsida; Myrtales; Myrtaceae. Bases 446 to 2083 code for a protein of 545 amino acids. The transcript is spliced from 12 exons. Gene Ontology annotation, molecular function: lipid binding. The record is from RefSeq and is a predicted model, not a curated record. Gene Ontology annotation, cellular component: endoplasmic reticulum.